AUGGAGCUUCCUGUGGAUCGGUGGGCUGGGGCUGUUGAGGAGCGCGCGAAACACGUUCCUUUGCAGUACAUUCUAGGCUCGCAGCCGUUUGGCGAGCUCAAUAUCAAGUGUCGUCCCGGCGUGUUAAUUCCCCGCAACGAGACGGAGGAAUGGUGCGAGAGGUUGAAGGAGGUGGUGGAAAAGAUCCCCGACAAAGUUUCUGUCGUGGACUAUUGUACGGGCACCGGGUGUGUGGCAUUGAGUAUGGCCACCCUGUCGAAUGUGGAGAAAAUCACCGCUUUCGAUAUCGACGAGUCUGCGUUGCGAUUGGCGCGAGAGAACCUCAAGCUCAAUAAAGACCUGCUCCAGACGCCCGUAUCUUUCGAAAAAGGCAACCUGUUGCAGGAAAAGCACCCAAAACUGGCCGCUACGCUGCUCCUCUCGAAUCCGCCGUAUAUUCCCGAAAAGGACUUCAAUUUACAAGGCGGCGUGGAACAGUCGGUGCUGUUGUACGAGCCACGGUCCGCCCUGGUGGGGGACCUCGAAUUCUACACGGCGUUGGCCGAAUUGCUGCGCACGGGCUCUUUCAAAGCGUUCGUCUUUGAAAUCGGCUACCGCGAACAGGCUCUGCACACGAAAAAACUGCUGCCCGCCUGGACCUGUGGGAUCCGGACAGACUCGCACGGCAACGUACGAAACGUUGUUGGCUGGCAACAAGAAUGGAACGCGUUACGGUCGAUGUGCGACGAACUUCUAUAA
Messenger RNA from Ogataea philodendri, 738 nucleotides. RefSeq lists its product as uncharacterized. Lineage: Eukaryota; Fungi; Ascomycota; Pichiomycetes; Pichiales; Pichiaceae. Gene Ontology annotation, biological process: protein methylation. The record is from RefSeq and is a predicted model, not a curated record. Gene Ontology annotation, molecular function: protein methyltransferase activity. The coding region runs from base 1 to 738 and encodes 245 amino acids. The transcript has a single exon. Gene Ontology annotation, cellular component: mitochondrion.